UUCUUUUCCGCCCACCCGGUUCGCGCCGCGCGCCGCGCCUUCCGCAGCAGGACCCACCGGCGGCGGCUACUGCUCCGCCCGCCGCCCGUGCCAGCCAUCGAUGUGGAAGCGCCUCCUGGAGUCGACGAAGAAGGCGAAGGCCGCCGCAGCCGCGGCCUCCCCCGAGCUGGCCACCCGGAAGCUCCCUUCCUCCAGAGACCGCUCCGCCGGCUCCCCGGUCACCACGGUAACCCCCGCCACCCUCCGCCGGCUCAAGAAGGUCACCUUCUCCAAGAAGAAUACCUUGCCCUCCUCCCUCCCUCAGGCCCUCACGCAUGAUGAGGACGAAGACAGUUACGGGGACUUCACCAAGGAUAUCCUAUCCAUCUUAAAUGGGCCUGAUGACGAGGAAGAGUCGAGGGAGAAGGAUGCGUCGGCGGAGGAGUCCGGAGACGCUGAGGAUGCUAUCUGCAACAAGAUAUUGGACAUGGAGUGGUUCGCGGCGCCGACGCCAAGUAGCAUGAUGGUGCACUUGCGGAAGGAGGUGGCGAGGGAGAAGAAGAAGCGCUACAUCUUCAAGAACACGGAGAGCCGCCGCUUCACCAGGAUGAUGCGGAUGUGCGCCGACAAGCUCGGCGCGGAGUCCGCGCUCGAGUUCUUCGGGAGGCUGGGGAGGGAGACAGGGUUGAAGGAGUUCAAUGCGUUGAUUAGGGUUUGUUUGGAAAAGGCGAGGGCUUGCGGGGAGGUUGACUCGGCGGUGGAGCAUAUUUUCCGGGCAUACCGGCUUUUUGAGAUGAUGAAUGAUAGGGGGUAUCAGAUCGAGGAAGAAAUUUAUGGGCCAUUCCUCUUGUAUCUGGUGGACGUGGGGCUGAUGGAGGAAUUUGAGAUGUUCAGUGCAUUUUUUAAGGAUACAAAUCCACGGUCUUACUCCAGGAUAGCUUAUUAUGAGAUGUUGGUUUGUAUCAGAACUCACGAUGAAGAAAACAUUCAAAAACUUUGCCACUCUCUUGAAGACUGCAAUGAGAAAGCUCACUAUGGCGUGGCAGAAAGUUAUAUGCUGGCCUUCGCUGAUAGCAACAGAAAGAUGGAUUUUAUCAGCUUAUUGGAAUUACUUGAUCCAACAAAACUGUCAGGCUCCAAGUAUAUUUAUAGUGUAUUCAAGUCUAUGGGUAGAUUGGAACUGGAGAAUCAUGCUGAGAAACUUCUUCAGGAGAUGACGUCAAAAGAACAUGCCGAUGGAAAAGUUUCAUCCUUAAUUUUUGAGUAUGCUGCAAACAUACCAAACAUAGUGGCUGAAGAUGUUGUAGCAGCAUUUAAUAAAUGGCAAGAUAAAUUUAAGCUACCACCUUCUGUUGUUGCAUAUGACAAGAUCAUUUCUUUCUGUUGCAACUCAUCAAAGAUCAGCUUAGCUCUUGAUGUAGCGGACUGCAUUUGCAAAUACAAUCCUGAUGUGCCGAUUGAAUUGCUUAAUCCGAUAAUACAUGCCUGUGAACAAGGCUAUGAACUUCACAUGGUUUGGCCCUUAUAUGAUUUGAUGAGUCGCCAAAAGUUGAAAUUGAGAAUCGAAACAUUCAGGAGCCUGAUAAAUAUAUGUGUAAAGAUGAAAGAUUUUGGAGGUGCUUACAAGAUACUCACAGAUGCAGAAGAAUCUGGGGAGACAUCCACCGUAAGCCUGUAUAACGUUAUCAUGUACGGAUAUUUUAGGGAGAAAGAUCACAGAGGAGCACAAAUGGUCAUGGAGCAAAUGCAAAAUGCUGGAGUAAAACGAGACUCUGAAACAUUCAAUUAUCUGAUCUUGAACUGUGAUUCUGAAGAGAAAAUUUCAAAGUAUAUUGAUGAAGUACGGCAAGAUGGAAUUGAAAUGACCAAGCAGACAUAUAUGGCACUCAUUAGUACAUACUCAAGAUUUGGGAAUUUUGACAUGGCCAAACAGGUUGUCCUGGAUAAGGAAAUACCGCCUAAGUACCUUGGUGAAGUUAAGAGCGCGCUUGUAGGAGCGCUUGCGUCAAAUGGGAAGGUAUCUGAUGGACUUGACAUGUUUGACGAAAUCAAGCAAUCCGGAGGCUGCCUUGAACCAAAGGCUGCAAUAGCCCUGAUUGAGCAUACUCAAACAGAAGGCAAGUUAGAUAGACUGUAUCAGCUUCUGGAGGAUCUAAGCGAGCCAAGCAGUUGGUUUGAUGGGUGCAGCAGAGUGCUUCUGUACUGUGUUCAGCACAAUCACCCUGAUGCCGCUGUUGACUUACUUAAGCAGCUCAAGGAAAAAAAUGAAACGAGUACUUACAUGGUUGUUGAUCAGGUCUUUUGCCAAAUAUGGGAAAUGGAGCCUGUAAAUUUGGAUGUUGGAAUGACGCUUCUCCAUGCUGUGAAAGAGCUCGGGCUUAAUCUUUCACGGACAAGUCUUGAUUUUCUUCUCAGCACAUGUGUAAAGGCAAAGGAUUCACGACGUGCCCAUCAAAUCUGGACAGAAUAUGAAUCUUCUGGCCUUCCACACAACGUGCUGACUUCACUGAGGAUGUGCCAGGCUCUUUUUUCGUCUGGACAACGGACGGCGGCUGGAAAGUUGUUGCGAAAAAUACCAAUUGAAGAUCAUCAUGUGCGUUACAUAAUAAAUUCUUGCAAAAUGACAUAUUACAGCCAGGGCUAUAAACCUUCUGCUGCCAUUAGGCCCAGUUCAGGAAAAAUAGCUGCUACUGAGGUAUAAGAGAUGCAUUACUUUGCCACUUAUGCCACAAUGAAAUACUAAAAUGAAAUGGAGCCAAUUGUUCCGUCUAUCCAA
This is a messenger RNA of Brachypodium distachyon (stiff brome), 2755 nucleotides long. RefSeq names its product pentatricopeptide repeat-containing protein At4g04790, mitochondrial. Bases 101 to 2680 code for a protein of 859 amino acids. The transcript has 16 exons. NCBI's taxonomy places the organism in Eukaryota, Viridiplantae, Streptophyta, Magnoliopsida, Poales, Poaceae. The record is from RefSeq and is a predicted model, not a curated record. Gene Ontology annotation, molecular function: protein binding.